Tricharina praecox is the source of this 630-nucleotide messenger RNA. RefSeq lists its product as uncharacterized. NCBI's taxonomy places the organism in Eukaryota, Fungi, Ascomycota, Pezizomycetes, Pezizales, Pyronemataceae. Bases 426 to 608 code for a protein of 60 amino acids. The transcript has a single exon. The record is from RefSeq and is a predicted model, not a curated record.
GUAAGGUCGAAGCACCGAAGCAUCGAGACCGGUCGUUCCAAUCCACGUGGCUAUCAUAGUACCUGGCCAGGCUUCGUCUCCAGCGUCUGCUCGUUAGACCAGGCUCCCAGAAAUUUGCAGAUAAAAGGGCCGUGUACUUGCACUUGCACUUGCACUGCUAUUUCCUCCGUCAACCGGGUGUGAGUGCGAUUCCUGUCGAAUCCUCGAAUCCCAGAACACAUCAAUUCCGUCCGUCCGUACACAUUCGCCCAGCAAUCACCAUCUGCUUACAUAUCGUCAUCGCACAAACCCCCACCACCCCCCCACCCCCACCACCAUAACAACAACAUUAACGCGGCUCCUCACCCCUCCCGUCGAUCAAACAACCGCAUCCGCUACAACCCGCUACCGAGCCUUAGAAGAGAAGAAGAGAAGAAGAGAAGAAAAUGUGCAACUACUACCGUCACGUCUACGCCUCUUGCGGACAUACACGACUCGUCUUUGCAGAGCACUGCAAGGCCGGCGCACGGGUUCAACGGCCGUGUAAACAGCGCACCGUCUGGCAGACUAUCGAGGUCAGUGGGGAUUGUCGGCCAUGCGGGGGGACGGAGGAUGAGCUGGCGGACUGAGCGAGAGAGGGCACCGUCGGAG